Messenger RNA from Prunus persica (peach), 3080 nucleotides. RefSeq names its product LRR receptor-like serine/threonine-protein kinase GSO1. Gene Ontology annotation, molecular function: protein binding. The transcript has a single exon. NCBI's taxonomy places the organism in Eukaryota, Viridiplantae, Streptophyta, Magnoliopsida, Rosales, Rosaceae. The coding region runs from base 1 to 2847 and encodes 948 amino acids. The record is from RefSeq and is a predicted model, not a curated record.
AUGAAGAUAACCAUGAGAGCUGUUUUACUUCUGUUCAGGUUUCUAAGCACUAUGGUAGCCAUAACUAUUAGUAUUGGUUUGUGCAAUGGGAAUCUGGGAGUGCCUUGCAAAGAAAGUGAAAGACAAGCACUUUUGCUAUUCCAGAAGGAUCUUAAGGAUCCUUCAAAUCGGCUUUCGUCGUGGGUAGGUGAAGGAGUUUGUUGCAAUUGGACUGGAGUUGUCUGUGAUGACUUAACCGGUCACGUCCGCGAGCUCCACCUUAAAAAACCCGACUCUCAACAGGAUCUCCACUUAUCUUAUGGGGAUUUCUAUGUCACUUCUACUUGGUUGGGUGGUAAGAUAAAUCCUUCUUUGCUCAGUUUGAAGUAUCUCAACUACUUGGACUUAAGUUACAAUAAUUUUCAAGGUACUCAGAUUCCUUGCUUCCUUGGUUCACUUAAAAGUUUAAGAUAUCUUAACCUAUCUGAGGCAAGCUUCGAAGGUAUAAUUCCUCCUCAGUUGGGAAAUCUCUCAAAUUUACAGUAUCUUGGUCUCCGCGGUUACAAGCUUAAGGUUGAGAAUCUUCAAUGGGUUUCUGGUCUCUCUCAUUUGAAAAAACUUGACAUGAGUCGUGCUAAUCUUAGUAAAGCAUCCGACUGGUUACAAGUUCCAAACAUGCUCCCCUCUUUGGUAGAGUUACAUAUGGCCGGCUGUCAACUUGAUCACAUUCCCCCUCUACCCCUCAUAAAUUUUACUUCACUUGCCAUCCUUGAUCUUUCUGAAAACACAUUUGAUUCUUUGAUGCCCAGGUGGGUUUUCAGUCUUAGAAAUCUAGUUUCCCUUUCUCUCAAAGGUUGUGGUUUCCAAGGUUCAUUUUCUAGCCAUCCACAAAAUAACUCAUCUCUCAAGGAACUUGAUCUUUCAUUGCACAAUCUGUGUGAGUUGAUGGAUCUUGAUCUGUCAUUCAACAAUUUCAAUGGCAAUGUAUCAGAAAUCUUUAACAGUUUGUCUGUGUGUGGUCCAGACAAAUUAAAGUCCUUGUCGUUAGGGUCUAAUAAUUUUUCAGGUCAUUUGGCAGAGCAUGUAGGAAAUUUUAAAAAUUUAAGCCACCUUGAUCUUUCUGCUAAUUCUAUAUCAGGUCCAAUUCCUGUGUCCUUGGGGAAUCUGUCCGUGUUAAUAGAAUUGCUGAUUUAUGACAAUCAGUUUAAUGGAACUCUCCCAGAAAGUAUUAGUCAACUCAAAAUGCUUACUGUUUUGGAUAUAUCUUAUAAUUCAUUAGAAGGAGUAGUGUCUGAAGUUCAUUUUACUUACCUUACAAAAUUGAAGGAUUUCGUUGGAAAAGGAAACUCAUUGGCUCUGAAUACCAGUCGAGGUUGGCUUCCUCCUUUUCAACUCAAUCGCUUAUGGUUGGAUUAUUGGCAUCUAGGACAUAAAUUUCCUAUGUGGCUUCAGACUCAAAAGCAAUUGAAGCUUCUAAGCCUACCCAAUACAGGAAUUUCAGAUACCAUUCCGGCUUGGUUUCCAAACAUAUCUUCCCAGUUGGUGGCUCUAAAUCUCUCUCACAACCAAUUGCAUGGUGAAAUUAAAAAUAUAGUGGCCGGCUUUCAGUCAGCAAUUGACCUAAGUUCAAACCAGUUCAAUGGUUCAUUACCUUUUGUUUCCCCCUCAGUAUCUGCACUAGAUCUUUCCAAUUCAUCAUUUUCUGGAUCACUCUUCCACUUCUUUUGUGAUAGGAUGGAUGAACCAAAAAACCUUUCUUCUCUUCGUCUAGGGGACAAUCUUCUUACUGGAGACAUUCCUAAUUGCUUGAUGAAUUGGAAAAGGUUGGUGAUGUUAAACUUAAAAAGUAACAAUUUGAGUGGGAACAUUCCAAGCUCCAUAGGAUACUUAAAAAGGCUGAGCUCACUACAGUUGCACAAUAAUCAGCUAUCUGGAGAAUUACCUUUGUCCAUGCAGAACUGUACAGACUUGUUAGUUGUUGACCUUGGCGAAAACAUGUUUGUUGGCAGCCCUCUAACAUGGAUUGGGAAAAGCCUUUCGAUUUUGAAGGUUCUUAACAUUCGUUCAAAUAACCUUCAGGGAGACAUUCCUCAUGAACUCUGUUAUCUGAAAAGUCUCCAAAUCUUGGAUCUUGCACAGAACAAUCUAUCAGGAACAAUACCAAGAUGCUUCCACAACUUCAGUGCAAUGGCCACCUUCCCAAAUUCAUCGAUCUUGACAUUUGCUGAUUAUUUAAUGGAUAAUGUGAUCUUGUUUACAAAAGGGAGAGGAGCAGAAUAUGGUCGCAAAUUGCUUAAGUUGGUAAAAAGCAUGGACCUUUCAGACAACAUGAUAUAUGGUGAGAUCCCUGAGGAACUGACCAGUCUCGUUGGGUUGCAAUCACUGAAUCUAUCAAAAAAUCUUUUGGCUGGAAGAAUCCCUUCAAAUAUUGGUGACAUGAAAUGGUUAGAAUCUAUGGAUUUUUCAAUGAACCAAUUUAGUGGUGAAAUUCCUCCGAGCACAGCGAGUUUGACAUUUUUGAGUCAUUUGAACUUGUCCUACAAUAAUUUGACGGGACAAAUUCCGAAAAGCACUCAGCUCCAGAGCUUUGAUGAGUCUUGCUUUAUCGGCAAUGAACUUUGCGGAGCUCCACUCGACAAGAAUUGCAGUGCAAAUGGGGUGAUACCACCACCAGCAGUUGAGCAACACAGAGGAUACCAUUUACUUGAAGACGGUUGGUUCUAUCUUAGCUUGGGACUGGGGUUCAUGUUUGGUUUUUGGGGUGUACUUGGUUCGUUCAUGCUAAACAUGCCAUGGAGCAUUGCUUUUUCCCGAUUUCUAAAUAGCAUGGUAGUUAAACUUUAUGGUGUAAUUGUUGACUACAUUUAGCUAAGUUUCUUUUUCUUUUUGGGGGUGAAAUAUAUUUAGCUAGUUUUGUUUGUACAUAGAAUGAGCUUGUUGCGUUUUUAUUUUUUUUGGUCGAAGUACAAUAUAUAAGUUAGCAGUUCUACUAUUAAUAAACCGAGAUAUUUUAUAAUAAAACAGUAUCAAUGUUGCUCGUAGUGGAUCCUUCUCUAUGUUUAAAUAAUGAAUUCAUCCUAUUUAUUGUAAAUAAUAUGAAA